CAUCUUCUUCUUGUUCUUGUACUAACUACUCCUAACUCCCACCACCUCCGCCUCCGCGUCGCCCCGCCGCGCGCCUCCUCCCCGCCUCGCCGCCGGCGCGCACCUCCUCGCGGAUCGCGAUGCACAAGACGGCGCAGGCCUGGUUCACCGGCGGCCCCGCCGCCCCCGCCGCCUCCGCCGGCGAGUCGCAGCCGUCCCUCCUCGCCGACUGGAACUCCUACGCCGCCUCCCGCCCCGACGCCUCCUCCUCCUCCCCUCUCCCUUUCGACAUCGAGGCCGCCGUCCGCUCCGCCAACGACACCGUCUCCGGCACCUUCAGCGUGGUGACCAAGGGCGUGCGGGAGCUGCCGGGGAGCUUCCAGAGCGCGACGAGCAGCUUCCCGUCGGGGAAGGCGCUCAUGUACUUCGGACUCUUCCUCGCCACCGGCAUCUUCUUCGUCUUCAUCGCGUUCGCGCUCUUCCUCCCCGUCAUGGUGAUCAUGCCGCAGAAGUUCGCCAUCUGCUUCACGCUCGGCUGCGGGCUCAUCAUCGCAUCCAUCUUCGCGCUCAAAGGACCCGCCAGCCAGUUCGCCCACAUGACCUCCAUGGAGAGGCUACCAUUUACAGGGGCACUUAUUGGAUGCAUGGUUGGUACCAUUUAUGUGUCAAUGUUUCUUCACAGCUAUUUCCUCUCAGUGAUAUUCUCUGUCCUUCAGGUUCUAUCUCUUGCUUACUACACCAUAUCCUACUUUCCUGGGGGUUCCAGUGGAUUGAAAUUUAUCUCCUCGAGUCUCUUGUCAUCAGUAACGAGCUGUUUUGGCCGGUAACCUGAGUAGGAUGACAACUACUUGAUCAUAUAUCCUUCAUUUUUCUUGCAAUAUUUUUGUAUGUAGCACUGAUCAACGAUAGAGAGAUUGUGACACCCCUCCUACUCAUGCUUGUUGCUGUUUAGACUAAGAUCAAUACGGGGUGAAAAGGUUUGUCGUACUUAUGUAUCUGAAGGUCAUAUUGUGGAAAUAAAGCUGUCCUUUCCUUGUGUAUGA
Messenger RNA from Oryza sativa Japonica Group (Japanese rice), 1022 nucleotides. RefSeq lists its product as uncharacterized. Gene Ontology annotation, biological process: vesicle-mediated transport. Lineage: Eukaryota; Viridiplantae; Streptophyta; Magnoliopsida; Poales; Poaceae. The record is from RefSeq and is a predicted model, not a curated record. Gene Ontology annotation, cellular component: membrane.